GGUUUAUCAAGGAUUUUGAAACGAUUUUGGUAAGAAGAUGACAAGAGUCAAGAGUAAACUAGACGAUGAAUUGUCGUCUCCUUGGUUUUACACUGUUUGUACCAUGGGAGGAAUGCUUAGUGCUGGAACUACCCAUUUAGCUAUAACUCCUCUUGAUGUCCUCAAAGUCAAUAUGCAGGUGAAUCCAGUGAAGUACAAUAGUAUUCCUUCCGGUUUCUCUACCCUCUUAAGAGAGCAUGGCUAUUCCUAUCUUUGGAGAGGUUGCAGUGCUUCUGCUCAGAUAUUCGCCGAUAUGGCUUUAUGUCCUUUUGAAGCCAUAAAAGUUAGAGUUCAGACGCAGCCCAUGUUUGCAAAAGGGUUGCUUGAUGGAUUUCCAAGAGUGUAUAGAAGUGAAGGUCUUGCUGGCUUCCACAGAGGACUUUUUCCGCUCUGGUGUCGCAAUCUUCCAUUUUCUAUGGUGAUGUUCUCAACGUUUGAGCAGUCAGUUGAGUUUAUAUAUCAAAAUAUUAUCCAGAAAAGGAAGCAAGAUUGCUCUAAAGCUCAACAACUUGGUGUCACAUGUCUUGCUGGCUAUACUGCUGGAGCCGUAGGUACAGUCAUCUCUAACCCCGCAGAUGUGGUUCUUUCAUCUCUCUACAACAACAAAGCCAAGAGUGUGUUGCAGGCUGUGAGGAACAUUGGGUUUGUUGGUCUUUUCACCAGAAGUCUUCCCGUUCGGAUCACGAUUGUUGGACCUGUCAUUACCUUGCAAUGGUUCUUUUACGAUGCCAUCAAAGUCUUAAGCGGAUUCCCUACAAGCGGAGGAGUGAAGGCACCAGUGGAUGCAACUAAAUUAUCAAUACCGAGGCCUUGUGUAGCGGUUGGAAGGAACGUUUUGAUCUUUUUGUUUCAUGCGCAAAUGCAUUUCCUCAACCCCUGCCUGAAAUUGGAUUUUGUAGCCAUGGACCACGAAAGCAUAGGUCUUUACCCUCUUCAUCGUUGCAAAACCAUUCACCUGGUGAGACAUGCUCAAGGGAUUCAUAAUGUAGCUGGUGAAAAAGAUCACAGUGCUUACUCUUCUGAGGAUUACUUUGAUGCUCAUCUUACCCCUCUUGGUUGGCAACAGGUUGAUAAUCUACGGAACCAUGUUCUAGCAACUCAACUCUUGAACAAGGUUGAACUUGUCAUUGUUUCACCUUUGCUUAGAACUAUACAAACAGCUGUUGGUGCUUUUGGAGGAGAAGAAGAUACUAAUGGAGGGGAUGCAACACCGUUAAUGGUGGCUAAUGCUGGGAACAGCGAUCGUCCUGCGAUUUCUAGCUUAAAUAGCCCGCCUUUCCUUGCUGUUGAGCUUUGCAGGGAAACUAUGGGGGAUCAUCCUUGUGAUAGGCGAAGAAGCGUCACAGAGUACAAGGCUCUUUUUCCCGCAAUCGAUUUCUCCAUUAUUGAAACAGACAAGGAUGUUUUGUGGAAGCCGAGUCCAAGAGAGAGCCUUGAAGAAGUUGCAGCCAGAGGUGUAGAGUUCAUCAAAUGGAUAUGGACAAGGAAAGAGAAGGAGAUCGCGAUUGUAUCUCACAGCGGCUUCUUGCACGGUCUCUUGAGUUCUUUCGGGAAAGAUUGUUGCGAUGACAUCAAGAAAGAGUUGUCUAUACAUUUCAGCAACUGUGAGCUUCGCUCAAUGGUUAUCGUGGAUAAAGGGAACCUGGGGACUGAUUCUGCAGAGACCACAAACUAUCCUGGAAAGCUUCCUCAAGGACUUGAUAAUCCAAGUGGCUAAAUGGCUGAAGAGUAAGAGAGCACAAGUUUCUAAGAUAGUUUUUUUCCUUCUAAAAAGAAUAAAUUACAUGAUGCUUC
Arabidopsis arenosa is the source of this 1833-nucleotide messenger RNA. The record is from the annotation of a GenBank genome assembly. Lineage: Eukaryota; Viridiplantae; Streptophyta; Magnoliopsida; Brassicales; Brassicaceae.